Messenger RNA from Pyrgilauda ruficollis (rufous-necked snowfinch), 777 nucleotides. RefSeq names its product R-spondin 1 (gene RSPO1). The record is from RefSeq and is a predicted model, not a curated record. Lineage: Eukaryota; Metazoa; Chordata; Aves; Passeriformes; Passeridae. Bases 1 to 777 code for a protein of 258 amino acids. The transcript is spliced from 5 exons.
AUGCAGCUUGGACUGCUUGUGGUGGUGGUUUUUCUGAGCUCGAUGGAUCUAACAGGCAGCAGCAAAGUGGUGAAGGGCAAGAGGCAAAGACGAAUCAGCACCGAGCUGAGUCAGGGCUGUGCCAGAGGCUGUGACCUGUGCUCUGAGUUCAACGGGUGCCUGAGGUGCUCCCCCAAACUCUUCAUCCUCCUGGAGCGCAACGAUAUCCGACAGAUUGGGAUCUGCCUGCCUUCUUGUCCACUGGGAUACUUCGGCCUUCGCAAUACAGACAUGAACAAGUGCAUCAAAUGCAAAAUUGAGAACUGUGAGUCCUGUUUCAGUCGAAACUUUUGCACAAAAUGUAAGGAAGGUUUGUAUUUGCACAAAGGGAGAUGUUACGUCACAUGCCCUGAAGGCUACGCUGCUGCCAACGGCACCAUGGAGUGCAGCAGUCCUGCACAAUGUGAAAUGAGCGAGUGGGGGCCGUGGGGGCCCUGCUCCAAGAAAAGGAAGCUCUGUGGCUUCAAGAAGGGCAAUGAAGACCGAACAAGGCGGAUUCUGCAGGCUCCCUCUGGGGAUGUGUCUCUGUGUCCUGCAACCACGGAGGUGCGGCGCUGCACGGUGCAGAAGAACCAGUGCCCCGAAGGGAAAAGGAAGAAAAAGGAAGAGCAAGGAAAGCAAGACAAUGGGAAUAGAAAUCGGAAAGACACCAAAGACACUAAGUCUGGCACCAAGAAGAGGAAGAACAGACAGAGAGGGGCCACGGUGCCCGCGACGCCCGCUAGCCCUGCCCAGUAG